Topomyia yanbarensis is the source of this 2304-nucleotide messenger RNA. RefSeq lists its product as uncharacterized. Lineage: Eukaryota; Metazoa; Arthropoda; Insecta; Diptera; Culicidae. The transcript has 3 exons. The record is from RefSeq and is a predicted model, not a curated record. Bases 1309 to 2304 code for a protein of 331 amino acids.
CUCUAAUAGUAGUGCCGCCGCGACGAGAGUAAAAUUGACCAAAUUGCCUAUUCGCAGUAGAGUACGGUGUGUCCCUGUGCGGCGGCAAUAAACACCUUUUUCGGUAAAUUCGCAAUUUUUCGGCCGGUCGUGCGCGUUUCGGUCGAUCGGGUCAAGUGGCAACAACGGCAGCGUGCUAAUCGAAACACUGAUAACGAACGGCAAACCGAGGCUGGCGUGAUUACGCUCUGCUACAGCUGAUCGCGGUUUGUGCUGGCGUACUGCCGAAGGGGCCGUCGGUUCGGAGUAGGCGCCAGCCCCGAUACGAAAAUGGAAGGAGGAUAAAUGGCACCCGCGUGGUCAAAUCUGUGCUGUCCCUGUGGCUGCUCCACGGGACCGACAGCGCGAAUGAAAAAAGUGCGGAGAUGUUUUCAAACUUAAUCCCCCGUUUGGUAAUCUACGGGAGGAAUGAAAAUUCUAACCUCACUUUUGAGCGAUGGUGUUUUUUUGGCAUAAUUAGUGAUUGUUUCCUACUGUUCGAUUAUGGGUCUAAAGUGGGGAUCCGUGCAAUCGAUUUGUUUAUUAUUGAGUGAUCAAGUGAGAAAUAAUCAUCCUUCGUCUAGUGUAAGCGAGUAGCGCAAGGAGGGGUCGAUUUGCGCUGAUUUUUUCGGCGGUGCGCUACGAGUGAGGUUAGAUCUAGGCGAAAAGCGAGGUGAUUUAUUUAUAUGUGCAGAAAUAGAAGAAAAUAGAAUGGUUUGAAGUGUUUCAGCACUCGCGCUCACGUUUCGCGUUCCAUACACACAUAGGUAGUGUGCAGCCAGACGACCAAAUAUUAAUGAAGCAAAAUAAAAAUAAACAUCAAAACAGCAUUAUAAAACUCCAACUAUACAGAACCUGGGAGCAAUUUAGUGUAGUGUGUUCUAAAGGGGGCAGCUCGGAAGGAUCGCUCAUUUGCCCCCAUCGUUCCAAGCGCUAUUUCGGUGAGAUAGUGCGACAUAGAAAAGCAUGGUGUUGAUACGGAAAGCGGAAAAUAAAGUGAAGAAAGAGUGUUAGCAAUGAUGGUAAUGAGAAGAAAAUUUCAGUGCAUUCGCCUCAGUUUCUUUCAGUGUAAGUGAAAGCAUGUAAAUUGCUUGUUCAAGUGUCGUUAAAAAUUUCCAAACCGUGCAAAAGUAGAGGCCCUGUAGUGGCCACAGGCGGGUGAGUUGUGUUCAUUUCUAAGCAGUGACCACGGCACCGACGCUGGUUCGGUGAAGCCCAACAGCCGCAGUGGCCCCCCAGAAUGUGUCCAGUGGUGCCGCGGGGGCCAGCCGAACGUACAGGCUGAUCUUUAUGCUGCUGCUGACAUUAGUAUUGCUCCCGUCGGCGACUCCCCUAGCGGUGCCACCAGCGGCACAAUCUCAGCUUCAUCAUCGCAAGCAGCAAAUCGCUCCCACGAUCAGCGGCGGUGAACAGGUGGCGGUAUCAGAUAUCCCAAUGAUAAGCAGUCACCAGCAACAGAUUCAAAGUCAAAAUGGUUCACGUAAACCGUUUUCAUCGAUUGACCUCAUUCGGUUCUACGCCGAUACGUCUCCGGAUCUGUACAACAUUACCCUCAAGGCUAUGAAGCAGUACAUCCGGAGUCAGCUCAAUUCGACUAGGCUCGGGAAAGGCCCUAGAAAACGAUCCCACCAUCAUUCAGAUGCUGAAUUCGACUUCUACAUGAAGUUUAAAGAAUUCAACAAUACUCAGUCGGCAGUUGAUUCUUCCAAUUCUGUCGGUAUUAGCAGCAGUAGGUUUCCUAAUUACAGCAAUCAAUCGUCGCUCAAUGCAUCGACCGGUCCGUCUGUCGGGCAGGGAAAUCUUCGGGUAGAUGAUACUAUGGCCGCGUUCAAGUUCCCAUUAGAUACGGAUGUGGUAAAGUGUGGUGAUGCAAAGGAUGAUACAGGCGUUGAGCGUGUAUCCAAUGUAGAUCUUCAGGCGGCACCCAGUGGUACCAUCAACCAGAAGGAUUACAAUGUCCUGAUGGAUGAUCCACGGGGAUAUUUAGCGGCAUCUUCGUUAUAUCCGGAGCGACCGGCGAAAACAACGAGCUGGGAUUCGGCCUUCAUCAGACAGAGAGCUUGCUGCGUUACCGGUACACCGGUGACCACCAUUGCCAACGUUGGAACCCGUCGAGACGUGAACCGAUCCAAAGAUACUGAAAACCUAACUUGCAUCUCUUCCUCCCAUCUCCGCUGCGCAGUUGCUGCGACAAAAUUAAUGUUACUGUCUUUAGCUCCCAGCUGUCCUUGGGCCCGUAGGCCUCUCUGCAUACGCAAAGCCCUUUGGCUCCCCUGUGUACGUUGA